Molecule: messenger RNA, 1095 nt
Organism: Cololabis saira (Pacific saury)
Lineage: Eukaryota; Metazoa; Chordata; Actinopteri; Beloniformes; Belonidae
Gene: emc9
Product: ER membrane protein complex subunit 9
Exons: 6
Coding region: 161-778 (205 amino acids)
Cellular component (GO): EMC complex
Source: RefSeq, a predicted model, not a curated record
UGGGCGGGACCAGAGUGUGAACGCAGCUGCUGUCAGUCGGGCUGAAGUGUCAACGUCUUACUCAAAUCCCAAACCAUUUGAGUAAUAUUUGCUCCUCAAAGCUGCAUUUUCGGGGCUGCAGUUACAUUUCUAAGCAGUCGUGUUCUGCGCGGUGGUCGUCAUGGGGGAAGUGGAGCUCUCUUGUCGGGCUUACGUGAAGAUGUACCUGCACGCCUGUGUGUUCCCCCGCUGCAGCAUCAACGGGCUGCUGCUGUCCUCCAGCCCGCCGGGGGGCGCUGUGGGCGUCACCGACUGCGUGCCGCUGCUGCACUCACACCUGCCUCUGGCCCCCAUCACGCAGCUGGCGCUCACACAGGUGGAUGUGUGGUGUUCACAGACGCAGCAGAGGAUCGUGGGAUACUAUCAAGCCAACGCCUGCGCCUCAGAUAGCAGCCCGACGCCGUGUGCUCUGAAGAUAGCCGACAAGAUCGCUGAGCAGUUUGAAAAUGCGGUUUUAUUGAUGCUCGACGGAGGGAAGAUGUCUCCAGACUAUCGGGUUCCUCCGAUCGUGAUGUACGAGCGCAAAGAUUCAAGAUGGGUCCUCAAAGACAAGCACACGAUCAUGCUGCGGCAGUGGGAGGAGACCCGGGCCAUCGCCGGCCAGAUGCUGGACUCGGGGGACCACGGCCUCCUGGUGGACUUCGACAGCCACCUGGACGACAUCACAAAGGACUGGACCAAUCAGAAACUCAACACCAGAAUAGCAGAGCUCUCCUCGCCCGUCAACGGCAACAUCUAGGGCGUUUCCUUGAACCCCAAACCCUAACCCUUAUUUAUACUCACCCAGCGCCGUCGUCAUCCUGUUUGAAUGUGAAUCCCUUUUAAUACUUUAGUUUUAACCCGACAGAAACAAACACUCCACACGGGUCCACGUAGAUGUUUAUUUUUACUUGACUGAACGAAGACAAACGUACAUAAAUAACAAAAUAUUUACAUCUUGGUUAAUCUCCCCCCUCACUCCUAAAUGUUCCCAGCUCAAUAUCCUAAUGAUUUAAAACAAAAAAAGGACUAAUUUGCCUUAAAAUCACUUUUGACACUACAACACUUCUCUUGUGC